UCAUCAGCCAAUCGCCUGCUCUGGCGCGCAGUCCUCUGUGGAUCCAAAAUGGAUGGAAGAACUGGGUGAAUGUAGAGUCGUAAGAGCGGCGUGGGCAAGAAUGGAGGCGGUGGCGGAGACUCAGGCAGAGGCUGCAGCCAAAGAGGCCUUGGCAGAAGUGACAAAUAUCCUGGCACCUAUAGGCCUGCAGGAGGAGGCAGAACUGCCCGCCCAGAUCCUGGCUGAGUUUAUUAUGGAUUCCCGAAAGAAAGACAAGCUGCUUUGCAGUCAGCUUCAGGUAGUAGACUUCCUACAAAACUUCUUGGCUCAGGAGUACACUCUCCAGGGUUCGGAUCCCUUGGCUUCUGAAGAUAUAAGCCGGCAGAAAGCAGUUGCAACCAAGGAACAAUGGAAAGAGCUGAAGGCCACCUACCAAGAGCAUGUGGAAGCCAUCACAAGUGCCCUGACCCAGAUCUUCCCCAAGGUAGAGGAAGCCCAAAGGAAGAAGGCACAGCUUGAAGAGGCCCUUGUACAGCUCCAGACCAAGAAGCAAGUGGCCAUGGAGAAACUCAGAACAGCCCAAAAGCAGUGGAGGCUGGAACAGGAGAAACGUCUGCAGUGUCUGGCUGAGGUUUCUGCAGAAAUAAGGGAGCAUCAGACAGGAACUCAGCAAGAACUUGAGCAUCUAUCUCAGGAACUUGAAAACCUGAAGCAACAGGCAGCACAGGAGCGUGACAAGCUACAGAGACACCAGACCUUCCUCCAGCUACUAUACACCCUUCAGGGUGAGCUGUUGACUCCUGAAGCAGAGCUACCACAGGAACUGAAUCUUCCUAACCAUAAACCCCAGCAGCUGACCCAGCCCCACGAGCACAACACUGGAGACAACAUGGGGAGAAACACGGGUGUGUCUUCUAAGGAUGAACUAUAAACUUCUGAACAAGACCUGACUUCUGACAAAUCCCAGGUUCUGCAUUCUGUUGAUUAAAAGCCCUGGAGCUUUCUCAGUUGUCUGUUUAUCUGUUCAUAUGUUGCUGGGAACAGCCAUACUCAGGCCAGCAGCGUGACAGGGACUGAGAAUGGUGUGAAUAGAAUAUGUUAAAAGGGUGAGUGGCCCUGGGGUUCCUUUUCCAAGUUGAUGUGAUGCAAACAUUCUGAGUUUUUUCAGGGAGGAGGAGAACACUUUAUACGAGGGUUAGAUAGAGGAAGAUAAUAUUAAUCACUGAUCCAAAUGUUUGUUGAACUCCUAUUUUGUGCCAGACCCGUUGCUGUGAACUAUAGCUAUAGUGAUAGGCUUGUCUGACCAAUCCCUGGCCAUGUGGAACAUAAUGGGUAUGAACAAGUCAACAGUUUAAUAAGAUGAUUUCAAAGCAGUAAUAAUAGUUUGAUGAAAAACAAUAGUGAGAGAAUAUAGAUACUGCUUUCUGUUUGUAUUGGCCUGCUGUGUUAGUAUUUCUGUUAUGUGUGUUUCUGCAUCUGUUGUUUUCCAUCUCCAUUCUUCUGUGCUUCUCUUGCUGAGUGUGAGGACAGUGAGAGCCACUGCUGUGUUUGUGAGAGAUUGCAUUCACUGAUUGGUAGUGCGGGACCAGUUAUCUAAGAGAGAAAGAGAUUGGUGACAACUUUCAGAGUUAAAAGUUAUUCUAUAUGAUAAAUGGACCUUCCUGUGUGAGAAAGACCUAGACAUCUCUAUGAGAAAGAGACAUUGGCACCCUGUUUUUGGUGAGCAAGUUUCAAGAGACAAUUGGUCCCAGUUCUAUUUCAGACUGGAAUGCCUUCUCUCCAGUGGAAAUUGAAAUCUCUGUGCACUCUCAUGUUUCAUUCUGCUUUUCUGAGAUGUCACUAGUUUUCUUUCAAAUUAUUUUAAAUGCAAAAGCCCUAUUGUAUGCAAUAGAAAAAAUAUCAGAGGUCCUGCUCCACAACUGUAAUCAGGGGAAUUGGUGAGGAUUGAAGCUAUUUCUAUUUCUGUAGGGAGCAUAAAAAUACCCAGAAAAGUCUUUCUCAAUCCACCCAUCCUAAUCUUCCCACAAGGUCCUUGCUGUAGCCAGCCUUUCGGUAACCCAAAUAUCCAGUCCUGUCCCUCUUUCUCUUCCUUCUGAAGUGAGUUCCUUAUCCCUUACAGUUUGGUUUCUUUAAGCUGAAAUUUUUGCAACACUCAGGAGAGAGCAAGACUAUACUCGCCCUAGGAAAGGGGUAUGUACUAAGGGACACAGUUUAGGAUGGUAUGGAAUUUCCUGGCCUUGCACACAUGGUAUCUGACAGAAAGUCAACAGGGACAGAGACUUUCAGCAGACUUGGAUGAUAUCCUGAGACAAUCCAACCCAGAGGAUAAGGGAGGAGAUUGAGCAAGUCUGCAGUAACUGGGUCUACAAAAUUGCUAGAAAUCAUGUUUCAUUCAAGGAUCCUGGGAUGAGGCUGGCCAUUUGGGAAAAGAGACUUGAGUAUCUGUUCAUUUCAAAUCCCCGGAAUCGCCUACAUGGAUGGAACCGUUAGUAGCUAAAAACAUCUUAAUGACAAGCUCAGGAAUUGGGACUUACAAAAAUGUUCAGAUAGAAACUGGAUUUCAGCCUCCAGCUGUUUUUCAGCUCUCUCCUACAUUUCCCUAAAGACUAUCUCAAUUCACUAAUAAUUGCACAAGGUAAAUGCAUGCAAAGAGGGAAUCUACUCCUAGGAAAUUGUGACCUCAUACAUGAAAACUAAGUCAACAGUGAUUGCUGAACAGGCCUUACUGCCUGCCAGUUUCUCUUCCUCUUUCCAUCCAAAGGAGAGUAGAGAGGAGUAGGGACUGACUAAUGAAUCAGCAGCUUAUAAUCUUUUUUUUAAUCCUUUUAAUAUCUGUAGCCUGUUUUUGGACAACUUAAUGUUAUAUUCCUGAUAUCUUUAUGUGUGUGCCUUAGUCUAAUUUUUUCCUUGAUCCAUCUUUUCAAGUGUCCAUUCUUUUUCUAAGGUUGGCUUUUAUGAUCUGCUCUUAUGUUCUGCUUUGUUGAUUUGCACUCAUAUCUUGAUCAUUUCCUGUCUUCUGUUUUUAGGUAGAGAAAGUGUACAUUGUUGGUAAACUCUUUGUUUUUAUCUGAUGAUGAACAUAUAUUUGGAUCUUUGUUCUCUGAAAUAAACAUUUCUUCUGACUUCCUGUCAUUCAAUUCAUAAUAUUUCUGUUACAAGUAUUUAUUUGAUUAAUGAGUUUCUUAGAAAAAUAGUUCUGGUUUUUUCUGCUCUGGGAGGAUGAUCUUUCUAAGUUUAUUCUAAUUUAGUUAAAGAAUAUCAUGUGUAUAAUUGAAAUUUGGGGAGGAAAGCGUUUUUUUAUAAUGCUUCAUGCAGAUUUGAAAAUAACAUGUUUCAGAAUUUUGUAAUGUUUUCUAUAUAUUAGAUUAUGCUUGUUUUUUUUUUUAAUUUCAUUAUUUUGUUUUCUGAAUUUCUCCUGAGAAGAAUAUAUUCAAGCCUGAAAAUAUGGUGAAUUUGUUUAUUUAUAAUUUGGUUUGAUUUUGCCUUACCUGCUCUGCAGCUACUUUAUAAGAUACAUGCAAAUUUCCACUUGAUCUUUCUUCUAAACUAAACUUUUACUAGUGUGUAGUAAAGGCCAGUGUUUUUAGCCUUGAAAUCUAAUAGAUUUAAUAUGGUAGAUGUUUCCUACAGACUUUUGAGUUUAACCUUAUGUUUAUUUCUUGUAUACCAUAUUAAAGAGCAUUUUUUAAAAUGCAGAUUCAUGAUCUUUGCCUUUAAGCUUUUGUGUCAGUUUUUCAUUCCCUCUCCCCUUUUUAUUCCUUUCUUGCCUUUUGGUGAUGACUAAAGUGCUAAAAUGACUAACUUUAUUCCAUCUCCAUGUUACUAUUUUCAGCAUGAGAAAGAAAUAAAGAGAAAAGUAGAGAAAUGGCAAACACAGAGGAGAAAUUUAAUUAUUAAAUAUGUAAUGUUUACAUGAAUAUAUAUUCACAAUACACACAUGCCCAUUAAAGUUAGCAGGAAGAUUAGAUGGAGUAAAUUACAAAGUCUGUAUAACUCAUAUUAGACUUUUUUGUUCAAAUACAGAGCCAUUUGUUCUUCAAAUUCCUCUUUAUAAAACAUACUUUUUUAAAUAAUAAUUUAUUCUUUUAAUUGUGGUAACAGUAUUUUCUCCGUUAAGUAUCACCACUAUAUAGUACCUGCCACCAAAUCACCCAGCGUCCACCACCAAUAGUCCAUUGUGCGCUCUUCCCUCUUUGUUCCUGCAUAUGCCCCAUGCCUUCAACUGUUUGAAUGCUUCAGUUCUAUAGUCAGUUUUCAAGGGUUAGCUUUUAAGCUUGUUUUUCUCAGGUUCUUAGUUUGGUUUCUGAAUAUUCUACUUAUUAGUGUAAACAUCUGGUAUUAUCUUUCUCCUUCUGACUUAUUCCACUUAACAUUAUCUCUUCCAACUCCACCCGUGUUGCUGCAAGUCUCAUGAGUUUAUCUUUUUUGAUUGCUGAGUAGUAUUCCAAUACCUGUGUAUAUAUACCACAUCUUCAUAAUCCAUUCAUCUAUUCUUGAGAACUUAGGCUCUUUUCAUAUCCUUGCUAUUCUAACCAGUGCUGCAGUGAAUAUGGGAAUGCAAAUUUCCUUUCAAAUUAGUGUUUUUGUGUUCUUUGGGUGGAUACCUAGGGGUAAAAUAGCUGAGUCAUAUGACAGGUCUAUUUGUAGUCUUUUGAGAAACCUCCCUACUGUUUUCCAUAGGGGUUGGAGGAGUUUACAUUCCCAGCAAUGGUGUAUCUUUGUAUUAUUAAUGAACAUAAUUGUCAUGUUUCAAAGGAACAAAGCAACUUUGAAAGUAUUUAGUAAUUGUUCAUUGGAUCACAUUUAGGGAAAAUUUCCCAAGAGCUCAUUUUUAAAUAAGGGAAAUUAUAAGAAGGGCAGCUGUGUUCCAAACAUAAAUUCUAAAUUAACAGAUAAAGACAAUCCAAGUUUCAAUUUAGGAUAGGAAGGAAAAAUAUGUGAAUAAUUCUAAACAAAAAAAUAAUAUUUAUCAUUGUUAAGUACUAAGAGUAGAAUGUUUGGCAGCACCAAGGAGAAUUAUAUAUACUAGACAGAAAGAACAUUAUGAGGAAAGGAAAGGAAGUGAGAGACUGGCAUUUUCAGGAUUGCAUGUGGUCAAGCAGAGCUUGGAGCAUAGGGUAUAAGGGAGGAAAUGGGAGUAGUGAAUUACGAAAGCCUUUUACCCUUACCCAAAUUGCUAUAGUCAGCUUUUACCCAGAAGCCACGGAAACCUAUUACAGUUUUCUUUAGUAACAAAUCUUAAGUACAUUUUAAUAUAUUGAAGAGAAGUCAUAUAAUUGGUACCUACAUUGAUGAGUCUAGGCAGAAUGCACAUUAGUAAGCAGCACUAAUGCUUCCAUUUUCCUGAGGUAAAAACGUCUCCCUGAGUAGCCAUUGCUUAUUAUUGGGACUUGUUUUAAUGACAGUAACUAAACAUCUGGAAUCCAUUUGAGUAAUUGUAUAUACUAACAUAGCAUUAGAGUGACACCAGAAUGGACUCUCUAUAUUUUAGUAUGCUACUACUAAAAAAUAAGUAGAAUACAAUGAUCAUAAUUAUGAACAGCUGCAUAUUAUACCCGCCAAAAAUAAUCUGAAGCAGUUCACUGACACUAAUAUCCCUGGAUGGUGACAGUUACCAAUCAGAACAUGUACUUAUCAACUGGAAACUGAACCACCUAGCCUAUGGCUCAGGGCUCUUUGGUCUGGUCACUGAAGGCUGAUGACUUUGAGAACAUUGGAAUGCAUUUUCAGCAAUGCAAACAAAAUGACUGAUUGUACCUGAGUAAUAUUCUUACCAAGAUUUUAGGGACUAACUUGAAAUUAGGAGAGAAAAAUCUCAACCAUAAUAAAAGAAAUGUUAAAGAAUAGUAAUCUACUUUACGCAUAUUUCAAGAUGAAUGUUUUCUAAACAAUACUCUGAGUAUCAUAGUAACUUUAAUUUUAAAAAUCACAUUGAAAAGUACUCAGAGAUUACAGGAAUGCAAGACAAGCUUAAUAUUAGGUGCCUGUGUCUCUCUUGGCACUAGCUACAGGCUAUUUUAAAUCAUUUUAAAAAGAUUAGAUAAGUCUUAUUUGAUUAAAAAAUUAGGUUGAUAUCUUAAGAAGAGGUCUUCUAUUUUAGCCCCUCCACCUCCACGUCUACUCCCAUUUUAGGAAUUUUCAGGAACUAAUCCACUAAAUUUAAUUCUGGUAUGGUGGUUGUGGCAGUGGUGAACUGAAAAAAUGCAUAAUAAAACAGUCAGGUACUUCUAAUAAUCGUUUCUUGCAUAUCUUUUGUAUAAUACAAAAACUAAAGGUAUGGGGUUCCAUGUGCCUUGAGGCAAAACUUGUUUAUAUAUCUAAAUUUCUAAAAUAAUGAUUUGGAUAUUGCCUUAUAGUUUAUAUAUCUCUAAAAACUUAAUUCCCAAUAACCAAGAUGUGAUUUAAGGGAAAUAUUGUUAUUAGAUAACUCUUCCAUAACAUAUUUUCUGUUAGAAAUGUUAUAAUAUUUACUUUUAGUUUAGAAAUUUAGUUUGUAAAUGUUACUAGUGAGUUUUUUCUAGCUAGUUGUCUUGAGGGUCACAUUUUUAAAAAUACAUGUACCUUUACAUAUAUUCUAAACUGUAGAGUAAGGCAGUAUUCUCCCUUUGUAAAGAAUAAAUCAUUUAUUUUGCGUUAUUUUUUAAGGAGUUAUUUAUUUCAAUUAUGAAGACACCUGGAAGCUGCAGGAAACUCAUCUCACUUUGUUUCAGUAGUGAUUACUAUCAACUGUUAGCUAUUUUUUACCUGAGUAUCCUGUUUAUUUGUAAAGAAGCUUAAUGACAACUGGUUCAUUUUUCAGUUUUGUAUUAGCAGCAGAGUUCACACUUAGCUCUAGCUAAGAAUUCAAUAGACAUUUGCUUCUUGGAUUUAUUCUUGGUCUGACAAUAUUAAGGUUUUGUGAUGAGAACAGUACAGUUGUUCCAUUCCAUCUCUAUUAAAAUCUAAGCGUUCCUAUAUAAUUAUAUGAAAAUACAUAUAAUGCAUAUAAAAUACAGAACAAUUGAAAAUCUAAUAACUUUCUCCAGCCAUUACAUUCUUCACUAAACUACAUAUGCUUGGCAGAACUCUGGAUAGAGAACAUUCAUCCUUGUAACAACCCUCCGGAAGUUUCUGUAAACUUUUAUACUUUAUUCUUCAGUCACUUCAUUUGCCAUUUCUUUUACCCCUUGAAGCAUUUUGUAUUAAUAUGCAGUUUCCUUCUGCACUGAUCAAAUAUUCUAUUGGUUUCACUCUUGUGUUAUUACAUAAGAAGUCAAACAAUAUUGUUCAGAUUUUGUUGUGCAUCAAACAAAUUACAUCUGGAAAACAAAGAAAACUAAAACUACUGAUUCUUAUUUGUUCAACUUACGUUAUCCUAAGUCUAUCUUCCAUAAAAAUAGCCCUGUGAAGGCAAUAAGAGGCUCUUUGAAACUUUUAUUUCCCAUCUUGAAAUUAUUCUUUAAAUAUUCACUUGUAAAAUUUAUUAACUGAGAGGAUGAAGACCCAAAGAGAAGCAAGUUAAAUGCUAAUGGUAUAAUCGUUACACAAUUCAAGUAUCCUUUGAUCACAAACAUCUUUGACUAUCGAUAGCAAUGUGUUUUAUAAUUUGAGUUUAAUGACCAGUUGCUGCAAUAUUAUGUAGCAAAUUCUGAUUGGCUUUGAUCCCUGUGGGUGUAAAUUGUUUUUAUAAGAGUUAUCACCAAGUGCCAUUCUAAGCUCUCUCUUGCAUAAUAAAUAUCACUUGUCUGUCGUGGCUCUUCUGAUGGUCAUAAAUGUGAUGGACCGCUUCUUCCCACUCCCUCUCCCACAUUCCCCCUCCCAUAAUACCCCAUUCAGCCAGAACUGGUUGAUAAGACACUUAAAAUAUUUUUGCUCCACCUUUUAAAAUCAACUUGAUAUAAAUAUACCACAGAAAUAUGUGAAGUGGGUGGUUUAACUUCACAUGAGGUAGACUACAUCAAGGGAAUAUCUUGGAAAUAGUGAGCUGUGAAACAGGCCUUUGUAAAAUGUAUGUUUUGCCAAGGAAAUGUAGAGUAAAUUGAAGCAAAAUGAGAAAAAUUUCAGAAAAUAGGAAUUUUUCAAAAAAGUAAAUAGUAAAAUGUUUGAUAGAAGGAUGUAUGGGGUGGUUGUUUAAUGGGACAGAAUAGUGAUUGGAUUUUAGUUAGCAGUUAGUUGGACAAAAUAUGGUAAGUUAUGUUUUUAGAAGUUUGAAGUUCAGAGACAUAAACAAGUAGACAUUGGAACACUCACAUAACUGGAAAGCAAUGGAACUGGCAAGAUAAAUAUAUAAUUUUGCUUUGUUCUCAUGAAAAACUCAGAGAAUGAAAAUGUUUAUGUAGAGAUAAAUUGUCCAAAUUACUGGUUGUCACCAAACUCACACAGCUAUGUGCUUCAUACCUUCUUUUGGAAUUAGGUGUAGUCAUGUAAUUGAAAGCCAGAAAGAUGUGGAUAGCAAUGAUAGAAAUGAUAGCCUGACUUGUGAGCUCUCCCUCACACUACCUUGCUUCCACAGUCUACUAGCUAAAUGGAGAAAAGACAAGAUCAUCAGGAUGGUAGAGACAGAAAAUAGAGGAAACCUGGGGAACCUGAAUCUUUAUCAUUUGGAAGAAGGUAGCCUGUGGAAGGAUGACUUGGUUCACUCUGUAAGCAAAAAAAAAAAAAAAAACAACAAAAAAACCACACACAUUGCAUUAUAUGAAGCCACUGAAAGAUUAAGGUGGUUGUGUCAGAUACCUUAAGCCAGGGCCUAAUUUUGGUUCACCCAUAUCAAUAUUUCGAGCAAAUACCUUUCACCUUUGCUGAUAAUAAGCAUUUGUUGCACCAAAAAAAACCAACCAAAGACCUUGUGGAGGAUCUUCAUCUAAAAUAUAUAUAUGUCGGCUACAAACAGAAUUUGGGUCAAAAGUAGAGAUACUGGUUUGAUUAAAUUCUCCAUUUCUUACACCGAAGAUGUAAAAAUGUUACUGUAUAGUGCGUCACUCUUCCUUCAAUAUCAUUCUGUGCUGAAAUCUUGACCAUACCUGAUUUGAAGAAACAAUUGCUGCACUGUUUAUAGAUUAAAAUAUACAGUUACUUAUAAAAUACCUUUGUGUUUUUGAAAACAAAAGUUUGUCAUUUUACCUCACACUUAGAAAGAUGUGCAAAGUAUAGACCCUUUUAACAUGAGGGU
Messenger RNA from Talpa occidentalis (Iberian mole), 9127 nucleotides. RefSeq names its product ZW10 interacting kinetochore protein (gene ZWINT). Bases 53 to 910 code for a protein of 285 amino acids. The transcript has 8 exons. Gene Ontology annotation, cellular component: dendrite; nuclear body; kinetochore. The record is from RefSeq and is a predicted model, not a curated record. Gene Ontology annotation, biological process: establishment of localization in cell; mitotic cell cycle checkpoint signaling; mitotic sister chromatid segregation. Lineage: Eukaryota; Metazoa; Chordata; Mammalia; Eulipotyphla; Talpidae.